Molecule: messenger RNA, 2832 nt
Organism: Stylophora pistillata
Lineage: Eukaryota; Metazoa; Cnidaria; Anthozoa; Scleractinia; Pocilloporidae
Product: cytoplasmic dynein 1 intermediate chain 2
Biological process (GO): transport along microtubule
Cellular component (GO): cytoplasmic dynein complex
Molecular function (GO): dynein heavy chain binding; dynein light chain binding
Source: RefSeq, a predicted model, not a curated record
AACACACAAAGGUGUUGUUGUCGGCCAUUUUGGAGAUACAGUGUUGUCAACACGUUGACUUAUUUUCGUCAGGAUUUCUUGCACGAUCGCUUGGUGAAAUAUGUCUGAUCGAAAAGCUGAGUUAGAGAGAAAGCGGAAGCGCUUAGAAGAAAUCAAACGAGCUCGAGAAGAAAAGAAAAAGCAUGAACAAGAGCAAAGUAAGACAGCUGCCGCACCAAAGGGUGGUGCUAGUGCUACUUCUGCAUCAACAGAACCCAAAGAGACUGAUAUUGAGAGAAAAAAGAGAGAAGCUGAUGAGCUGCUGAAGGGAAUUAUACCUGAUGAUGUAAUUGAUGGCACUGCAGUGUCUCCUCUUGUACCAAGAUCUACUAAAAGUGAAGGAGCCAGCCCAAGCAAAGAUGUAACAUCAAGGCCUUUGGCACAGCAAGAGAAGAAAAGGCCAGUGAAAUUGGGUGUAUCACAGCUCACUCAGACAAAUAUUCCACCAAAGGAACCAGUUUUGUAUAGCAAAGAAACACAAACUCAAAAUGCAGAACCAGAAGAACCACAAGAUGAAUUUGAGACUCCAGCUGCGUCAAAGCCAAAGGAGACUGAAGCACAACCUGAACCUGAAGAUGGAGGAGAAGAUGGAAGAGAAGAAGUGCCUGUCAUAGAGCUCAGGGAUGAACAGAAGGAACACAUAUUGAAUUCUGGAGAAUUCAAUAAGUUCUUUGAAAAAGCAACAAGAAUGAUGGAGAGAGCCUUGUGUGAAACAGUUGACAUUACAUUUGACUACUCUGGUGCUGAAACAGAGGACACUGAAGGAGAUACGCAGGCAUCUGGUAAACUCUCAUUCAGCAGAGAGUUCUUUGACGAGAGGUGGUCAAGGCACAGGACAGUGACUUGCCUUGAUUGGUCAACACAGUACCCAGAGCUGUUGGUAGCUUCAUAUAACAACAAUGAAGAUGCCCCACAUGAGCCUGAUGGUGUGGCACUCGUAUGGAACAUCAAAUAUCAGAAAGAAUCUCCAGAAUAUGUAUUUAACUGUCAGUCUGGUGUGACGUCAGUUACCUUUGCCAAGUUUCAUCCUAAUUUAAUAGUUGGUGGGACAUAUUCAGGCCAAAUUGUAUUGUGGGAUAACAGAAGCAGUAAAAAGACCCCUGUGCAGAGAACACCUCUCUCCGCCACUGCACACACACAUCCGGUUUAUUGUGUGAAUGUGGUUGGAACUCAAAAUGCUCACAAUUUGAUCAGUGUGUCUACUGAUGGAAAGAUGUGUUCUUGGAGUCUUGACAUGUUGUCACAGCCUCAGGACAGCAUGGAGCUUCAAUUUAAACAGUCCAAGGCUGUGGCGGUGACGUGUCUAUCGUUUUUGGCUGGUGAUGUCAAUAAUUUUGUGGUGGGGAGCGAGGAAGGUUCUGUCUAUACAGCCUGUCGACAUGGAAGCAAAGCGGGAAUCAGUGAUAUAUUUGAAGGUCACUAUGGACCAGCGACAGGCAUUGAUACUCACUCAGCAGCAGGACCUAUUGACUUCUCUUAUCUGUUUUUGACGUCUUCGUUUGAUUGGACCAUCAAACUUUGGAGUCACAAGAACCCACGUCCACUGUAUUCUUUUGAAGACAAUGGUGAUUAUGUGUACGACGUACAGUGGUCCCCAGUUCAUCCUGCUUUGUUUGCUGCCGUGGAUGGAACAGGAAGACUGGACCUGUGGAAUCUUAAUAACGACACAGAGGUACCAACAGCGAGCACCAGCGCCGAAUCAAUGACGUCACUUAAUCGUUUACGAUGGACACAUUCUGGUCACCAGAUUGCCGCGGGUGAUGAUGACGGUCACGUAUUCAUCUAUGAUGUCGGCGAGCAACUUGCUGUCCCAAGAGUGGAUGAAUGGUCAAGAUUUCAAAACACCAUUCAUGAGAUCCAAGCUAACGCCUCAUCCAACGUUGGCGAAAUAGGCUCUCCCAAAAUGUCACCGUCCAAGAUGCCAUUUAGUUGAUAAUACUACCUGUAAAAUACUGAGGAAAUAAUGCAGUAGAACUGUAGUAUAACAAAACUGUGUUCGCCAUUCUAGGCAGAGGACUCAGCUGUUAACUCAGGGUGAUUGCAAUGAGGGUCGUAACGAGGAAUGCAGCAUGGUUUAUUAUUAUUAUUAUUAUUAUUAUUAUUAUUACUAUUAUUAUUAUUAUUAUUAUUAUUAUUAUUAUUAUUGUUGUUGUUAUUAUUAUUUGACCAGGUUUUCAAGAUGUUAGAUUGAUCUUUCCACAUUUUACAUGUCGAAAGGCGAGGAAUAGGCUAAGUAGUGUAGUGUCUUGGCAGAUGUAAGUCAUGUUUGUGCUUUUUCAGAUUAUUUCAGGGAUUAUCUGAAGAGGUUCGAAUUUUGCCCGAAACUUACUAUACAACUUUAAUUCACGGUAUGAAAAUGUGUCCGAAAAUAAUUUGAAAACAGUUCAUGGUAAUUUGCCACCGUUCGGUUGAUGGCGUACUGUGGAUAGGACCACAACAGUAACAAGUCUUAAACGAAUUCCUUAUCGCAAGAAACUUUGACACGUAGUGAAUCUAUUGACCUGAGAAGCUGAAGAAAAAUGUUUGUAUAAUUCUUAUGGCGGUAUACUGUAAGAAAUAAAGAUAUCUAUCAACCAUAUCUCAAGAAAUAGCAUGAAAGCUUAUCUUGCUGGAAAUGUUAAGCUGGUUGUGGUCUGAUUGGUUAAUUAUAGGAUUGGGGUAGCCGCCUGGUAACGUAUGUUUGUGCAACAUUUGUUGAUGUGGUUUUUUUUUAACACUUUUUGCAUCGAAUUCGUGAUAAAUUCCCAAGGUUUAGAACGUGGAAUUUCCAUGUAAUAAAGUCGUUGAACAAUC